Nicotiana attenuata is the source of this 994-nucleotide messenger RNA. Its product is annotated as reticulon-like protein B22. Bases 202 to 762 code for a protein of 186 amino acids. The record is from RefSeq and is a predicted model, not a curated record. NCBI's taxonomy places the organism in Eukaryota, Viridiplantae, Streptophyta, Magnoliopsida, Solanales, Solanaceae. The transcript has 3 exons.
CAUUUUUGUAGGGGUAUAAAUCCAUAUAUUGACAGUUUUUUCCUGAAGAAGGUUCUGUUUGAAUACAACACUUGGAAUAAAGUAGUCGCAACCGUAAUACAGGAGUUAGUUUUGAAGAAUUAAAAAAAAAAGAAGCGUUCGGAAUUUGACCCAUUCAAAUAAAUCGUCCAUAUUGGCUAACGAAGAAUAAGCGCGUACGCCAUGGAAAUGGAAUUGAACGCUAACGAGGAGGUUACUACAGCAAGGAAUGAGAACCCUAGUAAGAAGAAGGAAGUGGCGGCUCCGGUGCCCUUCAUACUAAUAAUCUGCGGCAGUCUCGUUUACUACCACUGUGCUUAUCGGAAUUCCAGUAUCGUCUCUCUCAUCUCCGACGUCUUUAUUGUACUCCUUUGCUCUCUUGCAAUUCUCGGCCUCCUAUUUCGCCAGAUGAACAUCUCUGUUCCUGUGGAUCCGAUAGAGUGGCAGAUCUCUCAGGACACUGCAAACUGCGUCUUCGCCUGCCUCGCUAAUACUAUCGGCGCCGCUGAGUCUGUUCUCCGUGUUGCUGCUACGGGCCAUGAUAAGCGCUUGUUCCUUAAGGUUGUGGUUAUUCUUUAUGUGCUAUCAGUUUUGGGAAGGAUAGCGUCAGGUGUUACCAUUGCAUAUGCCGGACUCUGCUUUCUUUGCGUUUACAUGCUUGCCAAGAAAUCGCAACUGAUCGGCGCAUGUUUGUCGAGUCAGCCAAGGAGAAGGGAGUGCACAAACACAGCUCAGGGCGAGUAGCUGAGUGUAUUUUUGCAAAAUAUGAAUUUUCUGUGUAGCUUUGUGAUUUCCUCACAGGUAACAAGGAUAAGUGAUAUAAUCUGGUAACAAUGCUUUUUAGUUGGCAAAUAUUUAGCUUUUACUUAGAUCAUACUUGAUGCUGAAGGAACAAGAGAGCUUCUGUAAAUUCACCAAGGACAUUGAUGAAAAUUGUUUGUAUUUAACAUCUUGAAUAAUACUAGUUAACAACUGC